AGUAUUGAGAUAGACUUCAGUGGAGUAACAUUAACAAAAAAAUUUAUAUAAAAUUAACUUUUUUUUUUUGGAAGUUUUGUGGAAUUUUUAUAAAGUCGCUGUGCCUUCAAUCGUAACUUUCGGAAGUUAAAUAAUUUAAAUCGCCUAAACCUGAAUAUCAUUAACGAUAGAUAGUGGAAGCUCAAAUGGCAGAAAAUGACGCGUCAACGCAGAAAAGUGGGAAUGAAGUUCCGAAAAAUGGGAACAUGAACAAGAAUAAACAAGGUUUAAAGCUUGAAAAUUUAAAGAAAUCUGAAGAGGUGGAACCAACAAUCACGAAGGCUACCAUUAUAAUACCUCCCGACGGUGGAUUUGCAUGGAUUGUUAUGCUCGCAAGUUUUUGCUGCAACUUAGUAGUUGAUGGUAUAGUUUUUUCAUUCGGUAUGUUCAUUGAGAAUAUUCAAACGGAUUUAAAGGUGACAAAGGCAGAAGUAGCUCUUGUUGGAUCACUUCUCAGCGGAUUUUAUUUGAUCAUCGGACCUUUUGUAUCUGCCUUAACAAAUCGAUAUGGAUUCCGUUUAGUGACAAUUUCUGGAUCUUUAAUUGCAUCACUUGCCUUUGCAUCAUGCUUCGUUGUACCCGAAAUUUACUAUUUGUAUAUCCUAUACGGAGUUUUUGGAGGAAUUGGAUUUUGUUUCAUUUACAUGCCAUCAGUUAUUAUCGUUGGAUACUAUUUUGAAAAAUGGAGACCAUUAGCAACUGGAAUCGCAUUAUGUGGAUCAGGUGUUGGUACAUUCGUUAUGGGACCUAUUUCGAAGAUUUUAGUGGAGAAGUAUGAAUGGCGUGGAGCUCUUCUGAUUCAAGCUGGCAUGAUUUUACUGUGUGCACUUUUUGCUAUGGCUUAUCGUCCUAUCGAACCAACAAUUGUAAGUGAUUUAAAGGAUGAUGAAGUACCUGAAAAGAAGACUUUGAUUGGAGAUAGUCUUCCAUCACCAGCUUUUACUAAACCAUUGCCAGAAGGUCGUUUUGCUUAUUCUGUGCCAAAUUCAAGCCACAAUACGUGGAUGGGAACAGCCAAUAAUACUACUUAUCCUACGGCUGCUGAGAUUUUCAGAGGAAGUGGUGUAAAUUUGGAAAGAAGGCCGUCUCAAAACUUUGACAAGCUCACGCAAAUUAACAUGAGCUCAACAACGAAAAAAUUGGAACAACUUAAGCAAGGACAAAAGAGAUCAGGUCAUGCAACUCCAACAGAAGAUUUGUCAUAUCCACCACAUGUAUUGUCACUGAAUGCUCAUGAAUUGGGACCAGUCGGUGAGGCAGAAGAAGCUGAGGAAAAUGAAAAUGGAACUCUUUUGGAAAAGAAUGAAGUUAAAGUUGUUGUCAGUGCUUCAUCUGGUCGUCGUCAUACUGUUUCGGGAAGAAAGGGUGGAACUGAAAGUCAAACAAAUUCAAGACGUGGAAGUCGUCAAGACAUCAGCAGACCAAUGUACAGAGAUGACAUUUUCUUCUCGGGAUCAUUAGCCAAACUGCCACAAUAUCGCUCUCAAACUUCUUUAGGAUAUCACUUGAGUGUUACGCACAUGCCAACCCAACAGGAUAUUGAAGAGGAAGAGAAUCUCGAUUCAAGAUGCACAGUUUGUCCAGAAGCUGUACGAAGAACAUUAUCGACUAUGUUGGAUGUCUCUCUUCUCAAGAAUUACUCAUUCAUUUUAUUAGCACUUAGUGGUUUCUUCACAAUGUUAGGAUUCUUUGUUCCAUUCAUAUACAUUGCCGACCGUGCCAAAAAAGCAGAGAUUGAUGAAGAUACAGCAGUUUUCUUCCUUUCAGCCUUGGGAAUUUUCAAUACAAUUGCUAGGAUUGUUUGUGGAUGGUUGAGUUCAUUUGAAGGCAUUAGUGCUUUGCAUUUAAACAACAUCUUUAUAACUGCUGGUGGUCUUGCUACAAUGUUCAGUGGAUAUUUUAUGGAUAUCCCAUCACAAUAUGUUUAUACAGCAAUUUUCGGUAUCACAUGCGCCUGUUUCUCUGCUUUACGUUCAAUCAUUGUUGUUGACUUAUUGGGAUUAGAAAAGCUUACAAAUGCUUUUGGAAUUUUGCUUCUGUUUCAAGGUAUCGCAGCUAUUUUCGGAAGUCCAUUAGCCGGAUAUCUUUUUGAAAUCACCGGAAGUUACGAUUUGCCAUUCUUGGUCGCUGGAGGACUUAUCACAUUUUCAGCCGUCUUAUGUUAUCCAUUAAAUAUCAUCAAAACCUGGCAAAGUGCAGGCAAUCAACGAAAGAUCGCUGCAUCUGCUUAAAAGAUUUUUUUUUUAUCACAUUUACGUUUAAGCAUUUUUUUCUUUGCUUGUUAAUGGUGCUUAAUUUUUUUUUGAAAAAAGUGCCAAUAUUCUGUUAAUUUUUACUUAUUGCUGCUUAAAUUUUUAAAGCGUAGAAGUAAUUUUUAGCCUAGUUUAGUCACAUGUAAAUAAGCAUAAAAUUGAAAAUAUUAAUGUUAAGCGUCAUAUUUUAGUUUAUAAAACGAUCCAUAAGAAUUUCAUUAAAGCAGUAAAACAUCUAUCAGAUUAUUUCAUGCAUGAGACAGACGGCAAUUUCUUCUAUGUGUGAAAUGAUACCUGUACAUUAUGAAAUUACAUUCUAUGUUGUGAUAAUAAGUUUUGUUCAUAACAUAAUGAAAAGUCGAAUAUUCAACGAUAUUGCUAGUUUUCAGACUGAACUAAAUUUUUUUUUGUGUUGAAAAGAAUACCUCAUGAUGAUUUGGUAGUAAUCAGUAUCUACUUACUAUACAAAUAAAAUAAUCAAAUUUACUAAAUUUACAGCAUUCACGACUUCAGGCUUUACCAUCAUUUUUUUCGUUUUUGUAAAAUUUUGAUUUUUUGAAGAAAGUUUUUAAUAAAGAAAGAAACUGUUUU
Messenger RNA from Chironomus riparius, 2882 nucleotides. Lineage: Eukaryota; Metazoa; Arthropoda; Insecta; Diptera; Chironomidae. The record is from the annotation of a GenBank genome assembly.